Paramecium sonneborni is the source of this 305-nucleotide messenger RNA. The record is from the annotation of a GenBank genome assembly. NCBI's taxonomy places the organism in Eukaryota, Ciliophora, Oligohymenophorea, Peniculida, Parameciidae.
CUAAAUAUGAAAAGCAAAUUAAGUGGUUGGUUUAGUGAAAUCUAUGUAUAUUGCUUUAGUUUUAAAAAACUAUUAUAUGCCAGAUUUGUCAUCCUCUGUAAUAACUUGUGAAAACCUGUUGAAUGUAGCACUUGGAAAAUGUUUUAGGAUUUUAAGUAAUGAAGUCAAAAUUGGAUAUAUAUUGAAAAGAGUCACUAAAGUAAAUUUAUAUUAUGAGUUGAAAAAAUUUCAAAGCAAAGAAAUCUCAAUUUAGGAUUUUCAUAAGAAAAGGUUUCCAGAUUAAUGUUUUGUUCACUUUAAAUGAA